This is a messenger RNA of Seriola dumerili (greater amberjack), 4172 nucleotides long. It is a transcript of the gene gpr158a, whose product is annotated as G protein-coupled receptor 158. Gene Ontology annotation, biological process: G protein-coupled receptor signaling pathway. The transcript is spliced from 11 exons. Bases 168 to 4172 code for a protein of 1334 amino acids. Lineage: Eukaryota; Metazoa; Chordata; Actinopteri; Carangiformes; Carangidae. The record is from RefSeq and is a predicted model, not a curated record. Gene Ontology annotation, cellular component: membrane. Gene Ontology annotation, molecular function: G protein-coupled receptor activity.
AGAACAGAGGCGUGGAGCUUGCAAGAAUAUCCUACAAGUGGUGAAGCGAUGGUUUAGCGGAGCAAUUUGGUAGAUUUUUUAUUUUUUUUACAGCACGCCCGCCCGACGACACUGUAAUUCCGAGCAGCAAUCCCACAAACAUCUGUGGACGCUCUCUCUGGUGGGAGAUGGCUGUUUUCCGGCUGUCGUUGCUGUUGCAAGUGGGAUUUGUGAUCGGAUCAAACCAUAAAUACGCGGAAUGGUCCGCGCAUGGGGAAGAUAUCAGAACACAGGAGGCGAUUUACGGCGCUCAGACGCACCGUCGGCAGCUGGCGCAUCUCCGUGCGCCUCUUCACCCACCCGGGGAGACGGCGGAGCUGGCGCAAAAAAUAGAGGAGCAUCUCCCCAGGGUGGUCACCGCUUUUCUUCACACGGGGGACUCGACCACCUUAAAGCACGCCAACUGCUCGCGGAGGUACGAGCUCACCUCUCUGCGGGGAAGGUCACACGCCACUCCGCAUUACUCCAUGGGCAGCGUGCUGGAUACGGUGCUGCACGCCACAAACUUCCUCAACAUGAUCUUGCAAGCCAACAGGUCCAGGGAGCACAGUCUCCGGCGAGACAUUGAGUGGUACCAUGCCUUAGUCAGGAGUAUACUGGAGGGAGACGCCAAGAUUCACCGGGCGGUUGUCACUUUCAGCGCGGAUCCAUCCGUGACGGGGCCCUCGGUGCUUCUCCAAGCCACCAGGGCCGGUGGAGAGAUAGUCCUCCAAGACCUGUCCAGCACUGCCCACCACUAUCUGCACAACCGCACAGCAGACACAGAGUGGUACCACGAAGUUAAAGAGAGGAAGAAGCCCGGCUUCCAUAAGAGGGUGCUGAGCCAAGACUUCACAUCAGUUGACAAUUCUUUAAAAAGAGGAGAGAGUUUUAUCCCGGACAAGACACAUGUCAAAUGGUCUGCGCCCUACCUGGAGUGUGAAAAUGGGAAUUUUGUUCCCCGGUGGCUUUUGACCUUAUCAGCUGCUUUCUAUGGCCUGAAGCCCAACCUGGCCCCUGAAUUCAGGGGCGUGGUGCGAGUGGACAUUAAUCUGCAGGAUGUUGAUAUCGACCAGUGCUCCACCGACGGCUGGUUUGCUGGAACCCAUCGAUGCAACCUGACCACUAUGGAGUGUUUGCCGAUCCACGGUCAUGGAUUCGUCUUAGACAAGUACAAGUGCCACUGCAAGAAAGGAUUCUACCACCCCAACAGAGUGGCUGUCAACGGCUUUACACGGAUUGGGAAAAAGGGAAAAGCUGCAGAAAGCGGUCCCAACGCGGACGAGGGGUCCUCCAGCGACUGCCUGCCGUGCCAGCAGGGCUGCGCCUACUGUAAGGACGACACCCCCUGUGUUGCACGAGAGGACGGCGCUCUUCGCAUGGCGGUGCUCUCCUUCCAGAGCCUGUGCAUGCUGAUUGUCUUCAUUAGCAUGGUGCUCAUCUACCAUUUUCGCCGGAAUAAGAGUAUCAGAGCAUCAGGUCUAGUCCUGCUGGAGGCCAUCCUGUGUGGAGCUCUGCUUCUCUACUUUCCGGUCGGGAUUCUUUAUUUCCAGCCGAGUGUUUUCCGAUGCAUCCUGCUGCGAUGGGUCCGAAUGCUGGGUUUCGCUACUGUCUACGGGACACUGACUCUCAAGUUGUACAGGGUGCUGAAGGUGUUCCUCUCCCGGACAGCCCAGAGGAUCCCCUACAUGACCAGCUGGAGAGUGCUGCGUCUGCUGGGCAUCAUCCUGCUCAUCGUGUGCUGGUUCCUGGUGGCGUGGACAUCUGCCGUCUGUCAGAACCCGGACAGGAAGUCGGCUCUCAUCGACGUGGGCUACACGCCCGACGGGCUGCAGUUCAGCAUUUGCCUGCUGGAUCGCUGGGACUACAUGAUGGCUGUUGCUGAGUUCCUCUUCCUGCUGUGGGCGGUGUACCUGUGCUACGCUGUGAGGACGGUGCCGUCGGCGUUCCACGAGCCUCGCUACAUGGCCAUCGCUGUUCACAACGAGCUCGUCCUGACGGCGAUAUUCUACGUCAUCAGGUUCACUCUCGCUCCUGAGCUCCACCCAGACUGGAUGCUCCUACUGUUCUUCACCCACACACACUUAACUGUAACAGUUACACUGGGUCUGCUGCUCGUUCCUAAGUUCCUGUUCGCUGGCACCCACAUGAGAGAUGACAUCGCCUCUGAGGCCUACGAGGACGAGUUGGACAUGGGUCGAUCCGGGUCGUAUCUAAACAGCAGCAUAACGUCCGCGUGGAGCGAACACAGUCUGGACCCCGAGGACAUUCGGGAGGAGCUGAAGAAACUCUACUCACAGCUGGAGAUUUACAAGAGGAAGAAGAUGCUGGCAAACAACCCUCAUCUCCAGAAGAAGCGCAGCUCCAAGAAAGGGCUGGGUCGCUCGCUAAUGAGGCGCAUCACCGAGAUUCCCGAAUCUGUGCACCGGCAAUGCAGCCGCGAAGACAAGGAGGCCGGGGAACAUGGGAGCAAUCGUAACAGCAUCUGCAUGUUGAAGAAAAACCCUUUCGACCCGCCUCACCCAGGAAAACCGGCAAAGGAGGAGACGCUGAAGAACAAGGUUUUCUCCCUGAAGAAGUCCCACAGUAGCUACGACCACGUGCGCGACCAGAGUGAAGACUCCAACAGCUCGGCAACAGACAAGAUGGAGGUGACCACAGCUGAAGGCUCCCUCCUGGAUACACUCAUGGGCAAGAAGCUGGUCAAGAAGAAAUCUAGUGAGAAUAUAAAUGUCCCGAGUGAAUCUACAGAAUCGGUUCCUUUGGUCUGCAAGUCCGCCAGCGCCCAUAACCUCACCGCAGACAAGAAACCGAUUCAUCCCAGAGCGUCCAUGCUGCAGAAGUCGCUCAGUGUCAUCGCCAGUGCCAAAGAGAGGACUUUGGGCUUGACAGGAAAGACCCAGAGUGCAGAGGACAGCAAUAAGAAGAGUCAGCCAAAGAGCAAAGACACAAGGGCCAGUGCAGAGCUGGAUAAUGAAUGCCAACCCAAGAUGAUUAUUAGCCAGUCGGUUGAGUACAAACAGAGUGCGGCGAAAGGUAGGAUCAUGAAGCAGCCGGUGAGCGGCAGCGAGCCUUCAAUCUGCUCCGAUCCAGUCAAGGGAAAGGACCUCUACGACCUCUCGGAAGUGUGCCCUUGGGAAGUGGAAGAUCUCCCGACUCCGUCCGAAAACAAGGUCCAAAAGCACGUAUCUAUAGCGCCGAAGGAAACCACAACGGUUCACGGAGGAAGCACCAAGGGAGGCAAAUCUCAGCAGCAGAAGCAGAGAGCGUCCGAUCAGUCGCCAUCAAGUGGAAGGAAUUCAAAGGAGAUUCAGAAGACGACUGCUGUUCGAGCUGACGUAUGUCCGUGGGAGGAUGCAGGUGAGAGUAAUGCUAGUCAACUGGAAGGGUCAAAGCAACAGGUAUCCAGUCAGGCUAGCCAGCAGGCUAAAACACAGCCGCCUCAUUCUGCAGUAGAAAGCGCCAAAACCCAGCGGGCAGACGUUUGUCCAUGGGACUUCGAAGAGGCUCAAAAGACAACAGAGUUGGCUCGCUCGCCGGAUAUGACAAAGCAGAGAAAAGGUACAUCUCCAGUGGAUGGGAGAGGAAGAAGUUCCCUUUCGGAUUCAUCCAAAAUCGGAGCCUCACUCCAGCUACCACCUCCAAAAGCUGAUGUGUGUCCCUGGGACUACGACAGUGCGGCGGUAUCUCCGAAUUCUGAGAGGACGCCGAGUCCCUCUCGAGGUUCCAAAACCACGGAGUCCCCUUCGAAAAAGAAGGGUACGCUUUCCACAAGAACGCUUGAGACAGAGAAAUCAAAAGACGCUGAUGAUGAGAAAAGUAGAACAAAAGCUAAGGACAAGAGCAAAUCUUCGGAGAAACACGCGAGCCAACAGAAAAUGGCGGAUGUUUGCCCGUGGGAUGUCGAGGGUCACCAGGAGGUGCCGUUGGUAGAAAAAAGGAAAAGCGCAAACGUUGGAGCAGCCAAAGUGAAACAGGCUGAAGUGUGUCCGUGGGAUUAUCAGGAGACGUCGGAUACGAAAGGUACAGACAAAAGUGCUGCUGCAGUGAAACAGAGCAGUCCGAAUCCCAAAGGCGGGGUUGUCAGCGCCGUGAAAAAGGCAGAUGUUUGUCCCUGGGACUUUGAGGAUAGCACAUCAAGCAAGAAGGCAUGA